AUGGAUACAGAAGACUUUACUCAAGUCGGUAUAGCUGACCUUCCCAACCAACGCCAUCGUAUCGUGUCAAGAAACGGUACUUCCUUCACAAUUUUAUUAUGCGGUGAAUCGGGACUUGGAAAAACAACAUUCUGUAACACGUUAUUCUCAACUACACUUAAAUUGCCUCGCGAUGCUUCUAAACGUUUUGAGAAGCAGCUUCAUAAGAAUGUGGAGAUUGAGGUUUCUAGAGCAGAAUUGGAAGAAAAAAACUUUCAUAUGCGAUUAACUGUUAUUGAUACUCCGGGAUACGGUGACUACAUCAACAACUCAGGAUGCUGGGAAUCUGUUUUAGAGUUUAUUGAGGAUCAGUACGAAUCUUACAUGCGUAGAGAUCAACAACCUGAUCGACGUAACAUUGUCGAUGCGCGUAUUCACGCCUGUCUCUAUUUUCUUCGUCCAUAUUGCAAAGGGAUUAAACCUUUGGAUUUGGAGGCAAUCAAGCAACUAUCUAAACGAGUAAACUUGAUUCCUGUUAUUGCGAAAGCAGAUGUUUACUCACGAAGUGAUCUCGCUCUGUACAAAUCUCGGAUAAAACAAGUCCUCGACGCUAACGACAUUACAAUAUUUAAGCCCAUUCUCGAUGAUGAUGAUCCGGUCAUUUCUCGCCAAGCUCAAGCCAUCAUUAGUGCCAUGCCAUUUGCUGUUGUGGGAAGUCAAGGGAACAUUGAGAUGCCUGAUGGCCGUAUCGUGCGUGGACGAAAGUAUCCCUGGGGAGUUGUAGACCUGGAAAACGAAGACAUUGCGAUUUCAAACCAACUUCGUAAUUAUUACUUCGUAACUGCAUGCUUGACCUUAUUCAAACAACUGAGGAUCACUUUUACGAAGCUUAUCGUCGAGAACAAAUGGAGACUCGUCAAAGAGGAGGAACAACUUCGUCGUAAGUUUACCGAACAAGUUAGAGCAGAAGAGGCUCGUUUCCGUCAAUGGGAACAACGUCUUAUUGCUGAACGAGACCGCUUAAACAAAGAUCUUGAAGCACAGCAUUUCUUCAUAAAACAGCUGGAACAUGAAAUUGAGCGGAUUCAAACCGCAUCUUCUCUUCGCAAGCGUUAG
Molecule: messenger RNA, 1095 nt
Organism: Schizosaccharomyces japonicus yFS275
Lineage: Eukaryota; Fungi; Ascomycota; Schizosaccharomycetes; Schizosaccharomycetales; Schizosaccharomycetaceae
Product: septin Spn4
Exons: 2
Coding region: 1-1095 (364 amino acids)
Biological process (GO): exocyst localization; mitotic cytokinesis
Cellular component (GO): cleavage apparatus septin structure; protein-containing complex; mitotic actomyosin contractile ring, proximal layer
Molecular function (GO): GTP binding
Source: RefSeq, a predicted model, not a curated record